Panthera uncia (snow leopard) is the source of this 3046-nucleotide messenger RNA. Its product is annotated as adenylate cyclase type 9. The record is from RefSeq and is a predicted model, not a curated record. Gene Ontology annotation, molecular function: adenylate cyclase activity. Gene Ontology annotation, biological process: adenylate cyclase-activating G protein-coupled receptor signaling pathway; cyclic nucleotide biosynthetic process; intracellular signal transduction. NCBI's taxonomy places the organism in Eukaryota, Metazoa, Chordata, Mammalia, Carnivora, Felidae. The transcript is spliced from 2 exons. The coding region runs from base 345 to 2282 and encodes 645 amino acids.
CGGGGCCGCGGCGGUCGGAGCAGGCGAGUGCGCGGGGCGGGCGGCGCGGGGGGCUCGGGGGGCGCCGCCGCCCCGCCGGCCCGGCGCUGCCGGGUCCUCCCCGAGUGUUGCGGGCAGCCUCGGGGCGGGACGGUGCGAGCCCCGGUUAGACGUUAGCCGCAGUUUUUGUGAGCAUAUGGUGCCUCUCCGAGGAGACCGCCGGGGCCACCACCGAGCACGCUGGCAGAGCUCGUGGCCUUCAGGGGAGUGUGUGCCCGUGUAGGGAUAAAUGCCGGUGUAACUCUGGUCGUCUCGCCGACAGGUACCGGUGACCCCGGCCGGGAAGGUCCUGAGCGCUCGGCAACAUGGCUUCCCCGCCCCACCAGCAGCUGCUGCAGCACCACAGCACGGAGGUGAGCUGUGACUCCAGCGGAGACAGCAACAGCGUGAGGGUCAAAAUCAACCCCAAGCAGCUGUCCUCCAACAGCCACCCCAAGCACUGCAAGUACAGCAUCUCCUCCAGCUGUAGCAGCUCUGGGGACUCGGCGGGCGUCCCCCGGAGAGUGGGCGCUGGAGGCCGCCUGCGCAGGCAGAAGAAGCUGCCCCAGCUGUUCGAGAGGGCCUCCAGCCGGUGGUGGGACCCCAAGUUCGACUCGGUGAACCUGGAGGAGGCUUGCAUGGAGCGCUGCUUCCCGCAGACCCGGCGCCGCUUCCGGUAUGCGCUCUUCUACAUCGGCUUCGCCUGCCUUCUGUGGAGCAUCUAUUUUGGGGUCCACAUGCGGUCCCGCCUGAUUGUCAUGGUAGCCCCUGCUCUGUGCUUCCUCGUCGUGUGUGGGGGCUUUUUUCUGUUUACCUUCACCAAGGUGUAUGCCCGGCAUUACGUGUGGACCUCUCUGGUUCUCACCCUCCUGGUGUUUGCCCUGACCCUGGCUGCCCAGUUUCAGGUUCUGACGCCUCUCUCAGGACGUGUUGACAGCUCCAAUCACACCCUCGCCACCAAGCCCACGGACACUUGUUUGUCUCAAGUGGGGAGCUUUUCCAUGUGCAUCGAAGUGCUCUUUUUGCUCUACACCGUCAUGCACUUACCUUUGUACUUGAGCUUGUGUUUGGGAGUGGCCUAUUCUGUUCUCUUUGAGACCUUUGGCUAUCACUUCCGAGACAAAGACUGCUUUCCCCCACCCGAAGCAGGGGCCCCACACUGGGAGCUGCUGAGCAGAGCCCUGCUCCACGUCUGCAUUCACGCCAUUGGGAUCCACCUCUUCAUCAUGUCCCAGGUGAGAUCCAGGAGCACCUUUCUCAAGGUGGGACAGUCAAUUAUGCACGGAAAGGAUCUGGAAGUGGAAAAAGCCCUGAAAGAGAGGAUGAUUCAUUCUGUGAUGCCAAGAAUCAUAGCUGAUGACUUGAUGAAACAGGGGGAUGAGGAGAGCGAGAAUUCUGUCAAAAGGCACGCCACCUCCAGCCCCAAGAACAGGAAGAAAAAGUCUUCCAUACAGAAAGCCCCUAUAGCGUUCCGCCCUUUUAAAAUGCAGCAGAUCGAUGAAGUCAGUAUUUUAUUUGCAGAUAUCGUGGGCUUCACCAAGAUGAGUGCCAAUAAGUCCGCUCACGCCCUGGUGGGUCUCCUCAACGAUCUGUUCGGUCGCUUUGACCGGUUGUGUGAAGAGACCAAGUGUGAGAAAAUCAGCACCCUGGGAGACUGCUACUAUUGCGUGGCAGGGUGUCCAGAGCCCCGGGCUGACCAUGCCUACUGCUGCAUUGAGAUGGGCUUGGGCAUGAUCAGAGCCAUCGAGCAGUUCUGCCAGGAGAAGAAAGAGAUGGUGAACAUGCGUGUCGGGGUUCACACGGGGACCGUCUUGUGUGGCAUUUUGGGCAUGAGGAGGUUCAAAUUCGAUGUGUGGUCCAAUGAUGUGAACUUGGCCAAUCUCAUGGAGCAGCUGGGAGUUGCUGGCAAGGUUCACAUUUCUGAGGCCACUGCAAAAUACCUAGAUGAUCGGUACGAAAUGGAAGACGGGAGGGUGACUGAACGGCUCGGCCAGAGCGUUGUUGCUGAUCAGCUGAAAGGUUUGAAGACAUACCUGAUAGCGGGUCAGAGAGCGAAGGAGUCUCGUUGCAGCUGUUCAGAGGCCUUGCUUUCUGGCUAUGAGGUCAUUGACGGCUCACGGGUGUCCUCAGGCCCUAGGGGACAGGGGACAGCAUCGCCAGGGAGUGUCAGUGACUUGGCGCAGACUGUCAAAACCUUUGAUAACCUUAAGGUUAGUUUUUUUUUUUUUUCCUACUUCUUAAACUUUGUAUUAAUUCUGCAGUAGCACAUGUGAAAUGAUAAGCGGCCUUUGGGUCUGUGGCAGACGACUUGGAACGCCCUGCAAUUUGGUUUUUGCAGUUUUUAAAUUUAGUCUGAAGUCAGCAGCAUUUUGCCUUUUUUAAUACCUUUGCUUUUUUGACAUAUAUGCACCUCCAUUUUCUUUCUACGCUGCAUCAAUUUGCUUCUUACUCGAGUUAUUUUCUUUUUCUGAGACCUACGCUGUCUUUUGGGAUUUUUGAAAGCUAAUGAUAAAUGACAGUAAAGGGGAUUCUUCUUGCAUCUUGCUUGUAGAGCUAGUUCGUAUCCUACUGCAGACACCAUUUUCUCAAGUGCUCCUAACGUCUCUUGAAAUCCAAUGUCUUAUGAUUAUUUUAACUUUGUUGGUGUGGAUGAAUCUUGUGGCGUAGCUCACUUUAAGAGUGCAUUCUUGCCAGGAAUGUUGUAAUAUUUCAUUGUUGGAACAGAGACCUCCUGGCGACUGUCUAGAAGUGCCCAUUUCUGUUAUAAUAAACUACCACGGGAUUAACAUGGCAGACGGACCGUGGGCAUUUGAAACCACUCCAGUUUAUGAGCUGCUCCUCGGCUUCCACAUUUGAUUUCAUUUUCCCUACUGGUAUCUCUGGUUUAUUUUUACGGUUGAAAUAUUUGAGGUUUCCAUUUAAUAAAAAAAAAAAAAAAAUGAAGGAGAGAGAGAGAGAGAGAGAGGCACUGUUGACAGUUCCACUUCACUGUGUUGUUGUGUCCUCAAACAGGUCAGGACGAUGGCCU